CAUUCAGUCAUUCAACUUAUUAUAGUAGAGAGAGAAAGUAGAGAGAGAGGGAUGGAGGGAAUACAGUACAAGACAGUGAGCGUGAAUGGCAUAAACAUGCACGUAGCAGAAGUGGGCCAAGGCCCAGUGGUCCUAUUCCUCCAUGGCUUCCCUGAACUCUGGUACACAUGGAGACACCAGAUCCUCUACAUGGCGGCCCACGGCUACCGGGCUGUGGCUCCAGACCUCCGCGGCUAUGGCGACACCACCAGCGCCACCACUUCCGCCACCGGCUACACCACCCUCCAAGUGGUGGGCGACGUGCUGGCCCUCCUCGACGCCAUGGCAGCCGAUGAGAAGCAGGUGUUUGUGGUGGGCCAUGAUUGGGGUGCAGUCAUAGCUUGGCACCUUUGUUUGUAUAGACCUGAAAGAGUCAAGGGUUUGGUGAAUAUGAGCAUUGCUUUCACUCCUAGGAACCCUAAGAGGAAGCCCAUUGAGACCUUUUGUGCUGUCUAUGGAGAUUACUACAUUUGCAGAUUUCAGAAACUGGGAACUAACUGGACCAUUGACUGGGGCUCAGAUCAAAGUACCAGUUAUGUUUAUCGUGGGUGAGCUUGACCUGACUUAUAAUUCCCUAGGCACCAAGGAAUACAUACACAACGGUCAGUUCAAGAAGAAUGUGCCCUUUUUGCAGGAUGUAAUUGUAAUGGAAUGCGCAGCACAUUUUGUCCACGAGGAAAAGCCUGAUGAAAUCAACACACACAUCUACGAUUUCAUCCGAAAUUUUUCAUCCUCUUGAACUUGUUUGUUCUACAGAAUAAUUGAUCAAUAAUAGCUAUUAUGUGCCCAGGGUGUAUGCAGCUCUUGGACAAAUAAAUAAACAAAUAAACAUCAAUAUAAUGAUAAAUCUAUGUAUCAUUUUUCUUGUGUA
Molecule: messenger RNA, 910 nt
Organism: Cornus florida
Lineage: Eukaryota; Viridiplantae; Streptophyta; Magnoliopsida; Cornales; Cornaceae
Exons: 2
Coding region: 52-591 (179 amino acids)
Molecular function (GO): hydrolase activity
Source: RefSeq, a predicted model, not a curated record